Molecule: messenger RNA, 1846 nt
Organism: Quercus lobata
Lineage: Eukaryota; Viridiplantae; Streptophyta; Magnoliopsida; Fagales; Fagaceae
Product: metal tolerance protein 10-like
Exons: 6
Coding region: 398-1546 (382 amino acids)
Biological process (GO): transmembrane transport; monoatomic cation transport
Cellular component (GO): membrane
Molecular function (GO): monoatomic cation transmembrane transporter activity
Source: RefSeq, a predicted model, not a curated record
GAUAUGAACUCGACCUGCCGAAAGAAAAAACCUUUAUACGUGGAAGUUGCUUUUAGCUUUGCAUUAAUUGUUCUAGGAAAUUUCUUUGCAAGUUCGAAGAUGUCAACAAACAACUGUGUGAUAACUUUAACUUAUUCCUUUCUCUUUUUUAUGCUAUUCUAUUAUUUUAUUAUGAUCCAUCCAGUCCAUUUCUUUAGAAAUUCUCAGUCUUUGCAGUGAAGACUUAUUAGUGGUAAAGAAAAGUACUAGACUUGUUAUGCAUAAUAUAUUAUUUAUCAAAGACUUUGCCAUGUUUAUGUUUUCAACUUUUCAUUAGCAAAAGCUCAAGCUCAACAUAGAAAAGCCACAGAGUCUUGUUUGAGAGAGAGAGAGAGAGAGCUCAUCAUGGAAGUGACCCAUGAGAGCAGAAGAGAGUGACCCAUCGGGGUCUUGGAGGCUGAGUGUGCAAGAGUUUCCAGCACUUGGUGGAAGCAGAGGUGGUGAUCAUCAGCAUGGUUUCUUCACUCUCCGCAGCUUUCUUCAUGCCCCAAGGAGACGAGGCAAGGUUACUGAUUAUUAUAAGAAACAAGAAAGACUACUUGAAGGGUUUACUGAGAUGGAGACCAUGGCUGAAAAUGGUGGUAUGCCGGGAAGUCUAACAGAGGAUGAGAUGCAGCAGCUUGCGAAGAGUGAGAGGAUGGCUAUCUAUUUGUCAAACAUAGCUAACAUUGUGCUCUUUGCGGCAAAACUCUAUGUUUCUAUUCAGAGCAGAUCAUUGGCGGUUAUUGCCUCAACAUUGGAUUCACUCUUAGAUCUCUUGUCAGGGUUUAUAUUGUGGUUCACGGCCCAUGCCAUGAGAAACCCAAACCAGUAUCGUUAUCCAAUUGGAAAAAACCGGAUGCAGCCAGUGGGAAUCAUUGUUUUUGCUUCAGUAAUGGCAACUCUUGGAUUACAAAUUCUGCUUGAGUCUGGUCGACAAUUCAUGGCAAAGACCCAGCCUGAAAGGGAUCCUGAGAAGGAGAAAUGGAUGAUUGGGAUAAUGGUCUCUGUAACCAUAGUGAAGUUUAUGCUUGUGGUCUAUUGUCGAAGGUUUAAAAAUGAUAUCAUUAGAGCCUAUGCUCAAGAUCAUUUUUUCGAUGUUAUUACUAAUUCAAUUGGUUUGGCAGCAGCCAUCUUGGCCAUUCGAUAUUAUUGGUGGAUUGAUCCUACUGGAGCUGUUAUGAUAGCACUAUAUACAAUGAAUACAUGGACGAAGAUAGUCAUUGAGAAUGUCUGGGCACUGAUUGGAAGGACAGCACCGCCUGAAUUUUUGGCAAAGCUAACAUAUCUGAUAUGGAACAACCAUGAAGAUAUCAAGCACAUUGACACAGUAAGAGCAUACACUCUUGGUUCAAAUUAUUUUGUGGAGGUUGACAUAGUUUUGCCACAAGACAUGCUUUUGAAUAAAGCUCAUGAUAUUGGUGAGUCGCUGCAAGAAAAACUUGAGCAACUCCCUGAAAUUGAGCGAGCUUUUGUACAUAUAGAUUUUGAGUAUUCUCACAGGCCUGAACACAAGAUUGGGGUUUGAUGACAAUGAUGAUGAUGGCAGUAGUAUGAUCAGAGCUAAGCCUCUCCAGAGUAAAAUGGUGAGUUGCUGAUUUAGUUAAUAUGUGAUGUGAUUCUAUUGUAACCAGUUGCGAACCUGUGCAAUGUGCGAGUAAGUUCCAACUUAUGCAAUAGAUUUUAACAAAUUUUAUCUUUUGAAGUUUUCAUUAUCUUACCGGUUCUGUUAGUGAAACUCUCCUGUAUUAAAACAAAAACAAAAAGUAAUCUUAUUACUCUCAAGUUUUACAAAUGAGACACUUCAUCAAAUACAUGUUCAAUAGUG